Phaedon cochleariae (mustard beetle) is the source of this 1155-nucleotide messenger RNA. Lineage: Eukaryota; Metazoa; Arthropoda; Insecta; Coleoptera; Chrysomelidae. The record is from the annotation of a GenBank genome assembly.
AUGUUAUCUCGAAAUCAUAUUUUGUUCAAAAAUAUUUGGCGCCAGGCUGUAGAAGAAUGCGCGAAUCCAACAUUACAUAAAAAAGCAAGACCCUUGAAUAUUUUAUGUAAAGUGAAGAGUGCAGACUACCGUUCAAUAUCAUUUACCACUAUCUUCCAAAGGCAAGCUAAGAAUGAUCCUAAAAACAGUGGUACAACUGAAAAUGAAAUCAAAGCAAAGCCUGUAUUGGAAGUUAUUUCACCCAAUCUUAGGGGAGAAGAAAAACAAAAUUCAACAGUGGAUUUGGAAAAUAUUAAAGAAAAGAGUUUACAAGAACAAUCUGAAGAUGAGACCAGAAAGCAAAUCCUGUCCACAGAGUCUAUUAAAAAAUUGAAAGAUAAAAUCAUUGGGAGACCUGAGAAGGAAGGUGACAAUAAAAAUAUAUUUACCGUUAAAAGAAGACUCCGAGAUUAUAGAAGAGAAAUGGGUAAAGCAACAGAUGUUCUUGAAGAAGAAUCAGGAUUGAUGGGCAGAUCUGGAAAGGUUGUUAUUACUGCCAUUGCCAUGAAAACAAUAAAUGAUAAAAUAGAUAACUUAAGAAAGAAAAAUGAAAAAUUGACGGGCGAAAAUCGUGUAUUGAAACGAAGCCUCCACUUCACAGAAAAAAGAACGAAAAAAUAUAACCUGGUCAUUUAUAAUUUAAAAGGUGAUAAUCCCUUGGAGAACGUUGCACAACUUUUUCAAGAUAAACUCAAUAUUCCAUGCCACGAGAGUGAGCUCAGAGAUGCAUUCAGAUUAGGACAUUCGCAGAAUAAGGAUAAACCUGCGCCAAUAUUAGUUUAUUUUCUCAGGAACAAACUCAAAACAGAAGUUCUCAGCAACGCAAAUAGAUUGAGAAAUACGGGAAUCUACAUAUCCCUGGAUUAUACUACAGAAGAAUACUGUAAGAAAAAAAAUCUCAUGGAGAAUCAACAAAUUGCUCGUGAACAAGGCAAAUCAGCCAAGAUUAAAAGAAAUUCACUAAUAAUCGAGGGGGUCGUCCACCGCGUAGAACAGGUAGAAGUGCCAUUUGCUUCAGGAAGAGAACAGAAGAAAAAAGAGAGCAGAAAAAGAAAACAAAGUACAACACCCGAACCGAAAGUCACUAAAUCCAAAAGUACAUCAAUAUCUGAAUAA